ACAACACGUGGGUAUGCGGUGGUAAAAUGGCAAUUCCUUCGUGUUGUUUGUCUUAUUUCAGAACUCCGAUUUUACCGAAUAAACGGGUGAAUAUUACGCACAUAUGUUCCAGAAAAUGUAAUUUCUUUCUGUUUAAGCAUUUUAGACGAUUUAAAAGCGAUGUGCCGUUCACAAAAAUUUCUCCGGGAGAAGUCAACGUAGAAUUUAGUUCGGGAAUUCCGCUAAGAAUUAGUACAGGAAAACUUGCUCGAUUCAGUGAUGGUUGUGCCGUAGCUCAAGUUGGUGACACUUCAGUUAUGGUGACAGCUGUGAGUAAAAUUAAAUCUACAACAGCAUCAUUCUUACCGUUAACAGUAGAUUAUCGACAGAAGACAGCAGCUGCUGGAAGAAUUCCAACAAAUUUUUUAAGACGAGAAUUAGGACCAACUGAAAAAGAAAUUUUAACUAGUAGAGCUAUUGAUAGAUCCAUCAGGCCAUUAUUUCCAGAAGGUUACUUUUAUGAAACACAGGUGACGUGCAAUCUUCUAGCAGUUGAUGGAUGUAAUGAUCCUGAUGUAGUUAGUAUAAAUGCAGCUUCUGCUGCAUUGGCACUUUCUGACAUUCCAUGGAGAGGUCCCAUUGGUGCUGUACGAGUUGGAAUGAUCAAUGAUGAAAUUAUAAUCAAUCCAUCACGUAGAGAAAUAACUGAAAGCACAUUAAAUCUUAUAGUAACUGGAGCUGAACAUAAUCAAGUUGUAAUGUUGGAAGCUUCAGCUGAGAAUAUACUUCAACAGGAUUUAUUAAAAGCUAUUAAACAAGGUGUAAAAGAAACUCAACAUAUUGUAAAUGGUAUAUUACAACUUCAGAAAGAGUAUGGCAAAAGUAAAAGAGAAGUUGAGAAUUAUUUUGUUCCUUUGUCAGAACUUGUUGAGGCAACUAAAUCAUUGUGUGAAAUUCGUGUAAAAGAAAUAUUAUCGGAUUACUCACUUGAUAAAGUAUCUAGAGAUGUUGCCUUACUUGAAAUUAGGCAAGAGGUGGUCGAAAAAUUAAAAGGAUCUAUUCUUAUUGCUUUAUCUGUUUUUUUAGCUAUUUCUGUUUCCCAAAUACUAAGAAUUCUGUUUGGUUUUUAUACUAGUUCUAUUUUUGAUCUUAGUGUAUUCCAUGAUCCUAUGUCUGUAAUAACAGGAUGUGAUGGCAGAGAACUGACUGACAUCAGAGAUAUAUCAUGUUCAGUGGAUUUAUUUAGGCCUCUUCAUGGCUCAGCUCUUUUCCAAAGAGGACAGACACAGGUUUUAUGUACAGUGGCAUUUGAUUCACUGGAUUCUUCAUUCAGAGCUGAUCCUAUGUCUGUAAUAACAGGAGGUUUGAAAGAGAAAAAUUUUAUGCUUCAUUACGAGUUUCCUUCAUAUGCAACAAAUGAAACUGGUAAACUUGGUCCAGCUGGCAGAAGAGAAUUAGGACAUGGUGCUUUAGCGGAAAAGGCAAUUAGACCAGUUGUUCCUUCAGAUUUUCCCUUUACUAUAAGGCUCACAUCAGAAGUUUUAGAGUCUAAUGGAUCAUCAUCGAUGGCAUCAGUGUGUGGAGGUAGUUUGGCAUUGAUGGAUGCGGGAGUGCCUGUUAGUUCUGCAGUUGCGGGAAUAGCCGUGGGACUCGUUUCUAAAGUAAAUCCGGAAAAACCGUAUGAACUUACAGAUUACAGGAUUCUGACAGAUAUUUUGGUAAGAUUAUUAAAUGGUAAAUUUAAGUACGCUCCCAAACCUUACGAUUUUGGAUACGACGUGCAAGAUUCGUAUGGGAAUCAACAGUUCCGUAAAGAGACCAGCGAUGGAAAGGGAAGAGUAGUUGGAUCCUACGGAUAUACAGAUGCAUACGGGAUAUAUCGCAUUGUGGAAUAUGUAGCAGACGAAUUUGGAUACAGGGCGAAGGUCAAGACAAACGAACCGGGCACAGCUAACCAGAAUCCUGCACACGUAACAAUUGCUGACGGGGUGGAAAUGUCAAGAGGAUUGAAGGGUUACAAAGGGUCAUAUGUGGGCGAUUGGUACCGAGACGGACUCUAUGGUUACGAGAAACCAUUUAUGUUACACGAAAGGAGUUUACAAGAUUUCCGCAAUAUUGGAAGUUCUAAGUCAGCAGUAGAUGUUAAAUUAUUGGGACUUCCUUUAAAAGUAGUAAUGGAAGCAGUGAAACAAGGAAGUGAUGGAAAGUCAAAAAUCUUGAGUAUUAUGAAUCAAGUCAUAAAUAAACCAAGAGAAGAAAAAAAAGACAAUUGGCCAGUAUCAGAAAAGCUAGAAAUUCCUAUUCAUAAAAGAUCAAAAUUUAUUGGUCAUGGUGGAUACAAUUUAAAGAAACUAACAUCAGAAACAGGUGUUCGUGUCACGCAGAUUGACGAUGCAAACUAUACUAUUUUUGCUCCGAACCAACAAGCCAUGGAUGAAGGUCGCGAAAUGAUUGAGAAGUUCUUAGAAGAGGAGAAGGAACCUACCUUAGAAUUUGGAGCAAUAUAUACAGCAAAAAUAGUGGAAAUCAGGGAUUCUGGUGUAAUGGUUACCCUAUAUUCUUCUAUGACACCAACUCUUCUUCACAAUUCUCAGCUAGAUCAAAGAAAGAUAAACCACCCAAGUGCCUUGGAUUUGGAAGUGGGCCAAGAAAUUAAUGUGAAAUAUUUUGGAAGAGAUCCAGUAAAUGGUCAAAUGAGACUCUCUCGAAAAGUUUUGCAGGGACACAUUUCGAGUGGUGUGGCGAAAAAAUUAGACGAGCACAAGAACGUUUCUGUAUAUAAUCUAAAAUCUAAUUCUCAAUGAAUACAUUUAUAUACAAAUUAUUUUAUAUCAGAGU
This is a messenger RNA of Centruroides sculpturatus (bark scorpion), 2817 nucleotides long. RefSeq names its product polyribonucleotide nucleotidyltransferase 1, mitochondrial-like (gene PNPase). The transcript is spliced from 26 exons. The record is from RefSeq and is a predicted model, not a curated record. Bases 27 to 2783 code for a protein of 918 amino acids. Gene Ontology annotation, cellular component: mitochondrion; cytosol. Gene Ontology annotation, biological process: mitochondrial RNA 3'-end processing; mitochondrial mRNA catabolic process. NCBI's taxonomy places the organism in Eukaryota, Metazoa, Arthropoda, Arachnida, Scorpiones, Buthidae. Gene Ontology annotation, molecular function: polyribonucleotide nucleotidyltransferase activity; RNA binding; 3'-5'-RNA exonuclease activity.